AUUGUGAUUGAAAUUGUGGUUGAGAUUGUGGUUGAGGUUGUGGUUGAGAUUGUGGUUGAGGUUGGAUGGGUUGAGACUGGGACCAGGACCAGAGUUGUCGAACAGAGGAUUAGAACGGUUGAACAGGUUGAGAAGUUGAUUGAAUGGGUUGGACAGAGUAGGAAUGCCAUUAAACGGGCAGUUGAACGGGCUGGGGUAAAGAUUGAAAUUGUUGAACGGGUGACAGUUAAACGGGCGGUAGUUGAACAGGCUGGGGUGAAGAUUAAAAUUGUUGAAUGGGCCGUUGAAUGGGCUGCUGAACGGGCUGUUGAAUGGGCUGCUGAACAGGCUGUUGAACAGGCUGUUGAACAGGCUGGGGCGAUGAUUAGAAUUGAACCAGGUAGGUUGAUGAUUGAGGUUGUUGGACAGGAUAG
Messenger RNA from Racocetra fulgida, 413 nucleotides. The record is from the annotation of a GenBank genome assembly. NCBI's taxonomy places the organism in Eukaryota, Fungi, Glomeromycota, Glomeromycetes, Diversisporales, Gigasporaceae.